This is a messenger RNA of Acomys russatus (golden spiny mouse), 1669 nucleotides long. It is a transcript of the gene Bsnd, whose product is annotated as barttin CLCNK type accessory subunit beta. Gene Ontology annotation, cellular component: basolateral plasma membrane. Bases 96 to 1013 code for a protein of 305 amino acids. The transcript has 4 exons. The record is from RefSeq and is a predicted model, not a curated record. Gene Ontology annotation, molecular function: chloride channel regulator activity. NCBI's taxonomy places the organism in Eukaryota, Metazoa, Chordata, Mammalia, Rodentia, Muridae. Gene Ontology annotation, biological process: chloride transport.
UCAGUCACCCAGCGUAUGCUGUCUGUCCCUGAGAGCCUGCUCAGCCUUUGAGUAGGAUUGUGGACAGUUCUCUGCCGGGGCGCUGGUCAGCCACCAUGGCGGAUGAGAAGACCUUCCGAAUUGGCUUCAUCGUGCUGGGUCUUUUCCUGCUAUCCCUUGGCACGUUCCUAAUGAGCCACGAUCGACCCCAGGUCUACGGCACCUUCUACGCCAUGGGCAGCAUCAUGGUGAUCGGGGGCGUCAUCUGGAGCAUGUGCCAAUGCUACCCUAAGAUCACCUUUGUGCCUGCAGACUCUGACUUGUCCCCAAAGGCCCUGAGCCUGCUGGAGAGCGGGCUUUCAGAGGUAAAGAGCCCUCAACUUCCCUAUGUCAGGCUGUGGGAAGAAGCUGCCUAUGACCAGAGCCUUCCAGACUUCACUCACAUCCAAAUGAAGGUCAUGGGCUACAGUGAGGACCCCAGGCCCCUGCUGGCUCCUGAUCUGAAAACAGGAACCAGCAGUGGCGGAGAAGGAGAGCCUCGUACUGCUCCGACCUGGAUGGAGGCUGCGGUGGUCGUCCACAGAGGCUUGGAUGACAACGAGGGAGAAAGAUCCCGUACUCACAGCAGCCCUCCAGUGUGUUCCCAAGGCUCUGCACCCUUGGCCUCAUUCCAAGAUGACCUGGACAUGGGCUCCAGUGAAGGCAGCAGCCCUCACCCAUCCCCACCCGACAGGGAUGAGGCACACCCGGAGGUGCCCUGGGCCAGCAAGGGUCCAUUGGAUCGCUUCAGUGACUUUGCUCUGAUUGAUGACCCCCCCGCAUCAGAGGACAUGGUCCUGGAGAGGCAGAUGCGGGGGGCAGCUCUGCCCAGCAAGCAGCGGCGGUCCCUGAGGAUGAAGGAGAAGGAGACUGUCCACACAGGUGCAGAGGAACCGGAGCAGGAGGAGGAAGACCUGUAUUAUGGGCUGCCAGACAGCCCUGGCGACCCCCUCCCUGACAAAGAGUUAGGCUUCGAGCCUGAUGCCCAGGGCUGAGAUAAAACUGUAUCCUGGGUCUAGCCCGACAGCACUGCUCUCUUCAUGUGACCCCACAAAGUCUCAGUUUUCCCACCUCCCAGACGAGCUUCUACGGAGGGUCAAGUGAGGCAGUGAGCUGAAGCAUCUUGGGAACUGAAAAGAACCACACAUGGGGUGGUGGGGAGCAGCAGUCACCCUUCCAGUGAGGCACACGCUUCUGGUUGUAGCUUGCUCUGCUAACCUGCAGGUAGAGUGGGGCUUUCUGAGGUGCUGUGUUACAGCCAGACCCUCAGAAGUCCUUUCUUUCUCCCAAUGCUGGCCUCUGAUUGGGCCGUUUUGUGGUGCUCCCCAGGCCCCUGCCCAACUCCUUCAUGGAGGCCGUUCAAGGUCCCAUGUCCACUGAGGUUUUUGUCCUCUGGUGGGUAGUUUGACUCACCCCACUCAGAGCUCACGCGGUCCCCUGUCUCAGUCUCCCCGGUGGUUUCCUGCUCUGAGUUCUGUGACCCUCUAUAGCUGACCUCUGCUGACCUGACAUGACCUCUGGACAGAUCUCUGGUCUCUCCUGUUCCUGCAAUUGCCCCUAGCCCACGCCCUUGCUCGAGUUGUCUUCUUCCAUGGCCCUACGUGCCGAGUGAAUUCACACUCAUUGCUAUACCUCUGCCUGAGUGACGACU